UUUCCAUCCAGGCUUGAACACCUCAUCCUACAAACAUGCAUCGGCGACACACCACCCUCCGGGAGAAAGGGAGGAGGCAGGCCAUCCGAGGCCCAGCCUAUAUGUUCAAUGAGAAAGGCACCAAUUUGACAUCUGAGGAAGAGCAUUUCUUGGACUCAGCAGAAUAUGGCAACAUCCCGGUGGUACGGAAAAUGCUAGAGGAAUCCAAAACAUUGAAUUUCAAUUGUGUUGAUUACAUGGGACAAAAUGCCCUGCAAUUGGCAGUUGGCAAUGAACAUCUGGAGGUCACCGAACUUCUUCUAAAGAAAGACAAUUUAGCAAGGGUUGGAGAUGCCCUCUUGUUAGCCAUCAGUAAAGGAUAUGUACGGAUUGUGGAAGCAAUAUUGAACCAUCCAGCCUUUGCACAAGGGCAGCGUCUCACUCUAAGCCCACUCGAGCAAGAAUUACGAGACGAUGAUUUUUAUGCUUACGAUGAAGAUGGAACACGCUUUUCCCAUGAUGUUACCCCUAUUAUACUUGCUGCUCAUUGCCAAGAGUAUGAAAUCGUUCAUAUAUUGCUCCUGAAAGGGGCACGGAUAGAAAGACCUCAUGACUACUUCUGUAAAUGCGACGAAUGCAAUGAGAAGCAAAGAAAAGAUUCAUUCAGUCAUUCUCGAUCAAGAAUGAAUGCCUACAAAGGAUUAGCAAGUGCGGCUUAUUUGUCUCUAUCUAGUGAAGACCCUGUUCUUACUGCUUUGGAGUUAAGCAAUGAGCUGGCAAGACUAGCCAACAUUGAGACAGAAUUCAAGAAUGAUUAUAGGAAGUUAUCUAUGCAAUGCAAGGACUUUGUGGUGGGUGUCCUGGAUCUCUGCAGAGACACAGAAGAAGUAGAAGCUAUUCUGAAUGGUGAUGUGAGUGUACAAACAUGGCCUGAACAUCCCCGUCCAAGUUUAAGCAGAAUCAAGCUGGCUAUUAAAUAUGAAGUCAAAAAGUUUGUUGCCCAUCCCAACUGUCAGCAACAAUUGCUCACCAUGUGGUAUGAGAACCUCUCAGGCUUACGCCAGCAGUCAAUUGCUGUGAAAUUCUUGGCUGUCUUCGGAGUUUCCAUAGGCCUUCCGUUCCUCGCCAUAGCAUACUGGAUAGCUCCCUGCAGUAAGCUGGGACGUACACUCCGAAGCCCCUUUAUGAAGUUUGUGGCACAUGCUGUUUCUUUUACAAUUUUUCUUGGACUGCUAGUAGUGAAUGCUUCUGACAGAUUUGAAGGUGUAAAGCUGCUUCCCAAUGAAACUGCCAUGGAUCACCCCAAACAAAUAUUUAGAGUGAAAACAACACAAUUUUCAUGGACAGAAAUGUUAAUCAUGAAAUGGGUUUUAGGAAUGAUAUGGUCUGAAUGCAAAGAAAUCUGGGAAGAAGGCCCCCGUGAAUAUGUCAUGCAUCUUUGGAACUUGCUGGAUUUUGGGAUGCUGUCUAUUUUUGUAGCUUCCUUUACUGCCAGAUUCAUGGCUUUUCUCAAAGCCUCAGAAGCACAACAAUAUGUGGAUCUCUUUGUCCAAGACAAUGACCUCAAUAACGUCACCCUUCCUCCUCAGGUUGCCUACUUCACAUAUGCCAGGAGCAAAUGGCUUCCUUCAGAUCCUCAGAUCAUAUCAGAAGGAUUAUAUGCAAUAGCGGUGGUACUCAGUUUCUCAAGGAUUGCUUACAUUCUCCCAGCCAAUGAAAGUUUUGGUCCUCUCCAGAUUUCUUUGGGAAGAACUGUGAAAGACAUCUUCAAGUUCAUGGUCAUCUUUAUCAUGGUGUUUCUCGCCUUCAUGAUUGGAAUGUUCAACCUUUACUCAUACUACCUAGGUGCAAAAUAUAACCCAGCAUUUACAACGGUAGAAGAAAGUUUUAAAACUUUAUUCUGGUCUAUAUUUGGCUUGUCUGAGGUAAUAUCAGUGGUGCUGAAAUACGAUCACAAAUUUAUUGAGAAUAUUGGAUAUGUGCUGUAUGGAGUUUAUAACGUCACCAUGGUGGUUGUCCUCCUCAACAUGUUAAUAGCCAUGAUCAACAAUUCUUAUCAGGAAAUUGAGGAAGAUGCAGAUGUGGAGUGGAAAUUUGCACGUGCUAAACUCUGGCUUUCCUAUUUUGAUGAGGGAAGGACUUUACCUGCUCCUUUUAAUCUAGUGCCAAGCCCUAAAUCAUUUUAUUAUCUCAUAAUGAGAAUAAAAAUGUGCCUCAUAAAACUCUGCAAAUCUAAGGCCAAAAACUGUGAAAAUGAUCUUGAGAUGGGAAUGCUGAAUUCCAAGCUACGAAAAAUUCAUUUUGAGCCAAGUACUCCAAAGUCAGACUUUAUCCUGAAGAAUGCCUACAACAACCCCACAAGAUACCAGGUGGCAACACUACUUCCCAAUGGAUUAUUCCACCACCAUAGCCAUCUUCAGCAUAUAAAAAUAAUGAAGAGGCUAAUUAAGCGAUAUGUUCUGAAAGCUCAAGUAGAUCGUGAGAACGAUGAAGUCAAUGAAGGAGAACUUAAGGAGAUUAAGCAAGACAUUUCAAGUCUCCGCUAUGAGCUUCUUGAAGAGAAAUCCCAAGCAUCAGGAGAAUUGGGAAGAUUAAUUCAGCAACUAAGUGAUAAGUUUGGAAAGAAUUUAAAUAAGGACAUUUGAGAAUGGACAAAGAAGAAGAAAAAUAUGUUAUUCUUUUAACCAGCAUUCUUUAAGAGAAAAAAUUGUUCAGAAAGGAGUAUCAUUGAAAGCUGUAUUUUGCUAAUUAGCAAUUCCUUCAUGGGGACUGUGCAUUAAUUUGGUAUAUUGAGUGAAGCCAAUGAUCAACUAAUUCCUUUAUGAUGUAAAGGUAAGGUACAUAAUUCCUUUAUGAUGUAAAAGUAAGGUACAUUUUCAUAUUAAAAUCAAGGUUUUUUUAACUUGGCCAUUCUUAUGCUCAAAACAACUUUUGAAAACUGGAGAUAAUACUGAACCAGCAAUGCUAUAGUAUAUAGUUAUGGAGGAUCAGAAGCAUAAGACUUAUGAAAAAGAAUUGAGAUUGUAAAGAGAAAAAGAAAAGAUAUGCAGAAACAUGUUUCACAAGCUUUAAUUCAAACCAUGCAAUUUCUUUAUUCUGUUUACAUGCACAAACUACUGAUAUUGCAAAGUGAGAAGGAAGGUCCUCAUUUCAAUUAUAUUUUGUCCUGGCAAAUGUCUACUCUUAGCAUCCUGUUACUUCAGAUUAAAUGAUUAUGGACUGGAAAGAUUAGUUGGUGCUUCGAUUUUGGAUCACUUAUUCUCUCUGGUUAGUGAGAUUUAAUUUAAAAUGUCUAAAGCAAGUUCAAAUUAAAUUUGAGUCUAUGAGAAUAAAGCUGCAUGAAACUGAAUUUUCAGAUGAGGGAAAAAAAUAGGUUAAGCAUUAUUGUCCCAUAACACUGGGUGCUUUCAAUGUUGUGGCUUUUUACAUUUCCCAAUUAUUACUCUUCUGCUUUAAAAUAAUAUUAAAUUUACAUUUUGUUUAAAGAUUUUAGAAUAUAAUAGCAUUAUCUGGAAGUAUAAUACUAAUGAUUAUAUAGUCCCAAGUAUAGUAAUUUCACUCUACAGUAGUUAGAAAUGCCUUUUGAAAAACAAGUUUCCCAUCAUUUAAAAAAAUUAAAAAGGCACUGUUUCAUGCACAGAAUUUAUUUUUCUAGCAGUAACGGCAAGUAUUUAGUGCUAAUUUGAGGGAGAUGAACUGUCUAGAAAUACAAAAUAUAAAUGAAUGAAUGAAUGAAUGGGUUAAGUCACCCUGUUUAGAUAGAGGUUUUUUUAAAAAAAUCAGCUUGGGCCUGGGUCAGAUGCAAACUUGAUAAUCAAGGUAUAGCUGCUUGAUUGGCUUAAGGAGAAUGGCUAGCAAUACAAGGACUCAUUUGAAGCAUUCUGCAGUAUCUUUAGCGUAAGCUACCUUGUCAUGCGGUUAAUAGUCACCAUGAAACUGGAAGUUACCUGACUCCAAUGUACAUCAAAUGUAAAUGUUCAGAGCCCUUUCCGAUGAUGUACCCCACUACAUGGAUUGGUAAUCUUGGGCAUACAGUUAUUGUGUUGGACUAAUUGAUAUAUGUAGGAAUUCUGUGAGAACAACUGGAUUGUUCUGUUAACAGCUAUGGAAGUUUUCUCUCAAUAGUUGCAGUAUGAAUCAUUUUGAAAUAAUAUUUUCAGAAAACAAGACUAGCUUUCAAGAAUUCUCUUCCAUUUUCAUAGGAAGAUUUCUGAAAUUCAUUUUAUCUAUCACAUUAAUAUAACUUUUAAUCACGGUCAGAAGAAAUUGUGUGCUUCAUCCAAGAAGAUGUAAGUGUCAAGUAUGGUUUUAAAAUACUCCAUCAAUCAAAGGAAAAAUGGCUAUGACUGUAAGUAACACUGAUAUUAGGAUAAGCGAUAGUAAAGUCUGUGGGAUCUAUUUCAAGUGGAACCUGUCUGGGUUGACUCAACAAUAUGGAAUAAGUAACUGGAAACUUAUGAUUUACAAAAAAAAGGCAAUUUAAGUCUGAAUUGUCACUAUCAGAUAGAAAGCCAUAGAAUCAACUCAUGCUGAUCCAAGAAUUGUGAAUCAGGAACAAUUAUAAUCUUGAACUGUUUAGGACAUCCCAGCAAAAUGUGAAAUUCUGUAACAAUUACAAUUUGUCCACAUCUAAGGUUUUUUUGUUGCUGUUGUCCUGACUUAAGUGUUUACAGACCUCAGUUGUAUGGCACCUUCACACUGCUCACUUCCAGAUGGAUCAAACCAUGUUAUUGAACUGAAAAGACAAAAGCAUUUAUUUAAUUGGCAGAAAUAUGGUUUUAGUGGGUCAAAGCACAUCCUGCUGUUGUGAUACCACAAAGCUGUACUGUUUGUUUACAAGAUGCACCUAUACAGCAGCAUUAUAUAUCAGUUAUUAAUAAUAUUUAAU
Crotalus tigris (Tiger rattlesnake) is the source of this 4867-nucleotide messenger RNA. It is a transcript of the gene TRPC7, whose product is annotated as transient receptor potential cation channel subfamily C member 7. Gene Ontology annotation, biological process: calcium ion transmembrane transport; regulation of cytosolic calcium ion concentration; manganese ion transport. Bases 36 to 2624 code for a protein of 862 amino acids. The record is from RefSeq and is a predicted model, not a curated record. NCBI's taxonomy places the organism in Eukaryota, Metazoa, Chordata, Lepidosauria, Squamata, Viperidae. Gene Ontology annotation, molecular function: inositol 1,4,5 trisphosphate binding; store-operated calcium channel activity; protein binding. Gene Ontology annotation, cellular component: membrane; cation channel complex. The transcript has 12 exons.